Alosa sapidissima (American shad) is the source of this 2170-nucleotide messenger RNA. It is a transcript of the gene rnf168, whose product is annotated as ring finger protein 168. Lineage: Eukaryota; Metazoa; Chordata; Actinopteri; Clupeiformes; Clupeidae. The coding region runs from base 201 to 1796 and encodes 531 amino acids. The record is from RefSeq and is a predicted model, not a curated record. Gene Ontology annotation, molecular function: ubiquitin-protein transferase activity; nucleosome binding. Gene Ontology annotation, biological process: protein ubiquitination; double-strand break repair. Gene Ontology annotation, cellular component: nucleus; site of double-strand break. The transcript is spliced from 7 exons.
UGAAAUAUUCAAUGACGCGGGCAUUCUCUGACGCGGGCUUCUCUAGUUCGUGGAGAAGACAUGAAGAGCAAUAAAUGAGCAGUUAUUUACCCGGGAAUUUUCCCUGUGGGUCGUGAGAAGGUUUUCCAAUGGGAUAGUUAAAGAGACCGACGUUUCUUGCUGUAGCGCGUAUCGUGGAGUUGUUUAUAAAAAGCGGAGGGAUGCCGCCCGUGUCUGAAGUGGAGAUUGCAGUACCAGAGGAGGGCGCUGGCGGAUUAUCUAGGUCAGAUUGCCUUUGCCCUGUCUGUCUGGAGAUCUUCUUGGAGCCAGUGACCCUUCCCUGCACUCAUACCUUCUGCAAGUCCUGCUUUCUGGAAACGGUGGACAAGUCCAACAUGUGCUGCCCACUUUGCCGCAAGCGUGUUUCUACUUGGGCCAGACUUAACAACAGGAAAAAUACCCUGGUAAACGUGGACCUGUGGCAACGCAUACAGAACGCCUUUCCUGAGCAGUGUCAGAGAAGACUAAGUGGACAAGAGGAUGACUAUUCAACCAUACUAAUAGCAACACCCAAAGUGUGCCAGCCUGGAGAACUGCGAAGGGAGUAUGAAGAUGAGGUCAGCAAGGUGGAGAAGGAGAGACGAGCCCUGGAGGAGGCCGAGCGGCGGGCCAGUGAAGAGUACAUCCAGCGCCUGCUGGCCGAGGACGAGCAGCGGCUGGCCGAGGAGAGGAGGAGGCAAGAGGAGAACGAGCAGAAGGACGAGUGGCUGGCCAGGCAGAUCAGUCAGGAGCUGAAUUCCGACACAAACUCUCAGGUGAGCUCUCGACCUAUUGAGAUUUCCCCACCACAGAAGAAGAAACCUUCAGCCGGAGACAUACAAAAGUUUUUUGGUCCAGUCCGAAGCAAAAAUGGUAAUGCCUCAGAUUCCAGUCCAACGUCAAGCCUGUUGGCCAACAAGGAGAACAUCCGGAACCUCGGGCUGUCCAUGCUGUCACCUCAGCGGAGCGAUUCCUCGGUCAGCCACUCCCUGCCCACUCUGGACUACUACGGCCCGUCAGCCCAUAGCAGUGGGCAUUUCCCCGACCACGUCUCCUCUUCACCCUGCUCCCCUUCUUCCGUCUCUUCCUCGUUCUCCUCCUCCAACGACUUUGAGGUCUUAGACGCCACAAGCCCCGAAAGGAGCACCUCGUCGGCCUCGGCCAAGAGGAAGAGCCGGGUGAUGGAGGAGGCGGAGGGCGAAGGUGCCGCGGCGACGUUGACCCCCAAACGGUCCUGUGGGCCCCCCUCGGUGGCGGCCCCAGGACCCAGCCUGCUGCAGCAGCUGUCACGGCAGGAGGAGGAGCUGCAGGAGCGCCGGCGGCAGGAGGAGGAGGACCGGCAGCUGGCCCUGCGGCUGCAGCGCGAGAUGGACCGCGAGGAGCGCAGCCGCGCCACCGACCGCAGCAAGAGCUCCACCGACCCCUACGAGUUGCGCCAGAAGACCCCGCGACGCUCAGCUGCCACAGGGAGAGCUGGGGAGGGUGACGACGAAGAGGCCACACCACUGACGCCCAACGUCACCCACUCCUCGCCGUCUCAGACAAAGGUCCAGGCGGCGGGAAGUCGGAGGCGACCCCAGGCUGACCAGGGCAAGACGGCCAAGAGAAGGCAGUCUGCCCCUCCUGCUGCCACUGCAGCUGCUGGCAGCACGUCUGCCAACUCCGCCACCACCACCACCACCACCCCCACAGCUGCUGCCAACUCUGCUGCCACCCCGCUGAAGAAGAGCAGCAAGCAGAUCACCAUCACAGACUUGUUUAACUGCAUGGGCAGAUGAGUGGUUUUGCAUGUCGGUUGGCGUGCUGUGGACUGCUGUGCCUAUAGAACAAAAACCUGCACUCACAGGUCCAUAUCUACAUUUCUCUCGCUCAUUCUUCAGAUUGCUCUUGUUCUGGAUCUUUCUCUCAGCCUAUGAUGGAUAUGGCCUUACCAGACUGAAGGCGCUCCUGCUGCUAAUUUUUUAACUUUGGCUCUCCUUUGGUUAAGUUUUUUAUGUCUUUAAAUCACCACAUCCCCCACUUACUGAAAUGGAAUGGUUGACAUAGUUCAUGAACAUUUGCCUGCUCUAGCAAAGAUUUCUUUUUUGUUGUUUUGUUUACUUUUACUUCAAAUAUAUGCCAUCAUAUACUACAAUGUUUAUUUUUGAUUACA